Haliotis rubra (blacklip abalone) is the source of this 2054-nucleotide messenger RNA. RefSeq names its product zinc transporter 2-like. Gene Ontology annotation, cellular component: plasma membrane. Bases 38 to 1663 code for a protein of 541 amino acids. Gene Ontology annotation, biological process: response to zinc ion; zinc ion transmembrane transport. Gene Ontology annotation, molecular function: zinc ion transmembrane transporter activity. The record is from RefSeq and is a predicted model, not a curated record. Lineage: Eukaryota; Metazoa; Mollusca; Gastropoda; Lepetellida; Haliotidae. The transcript has 7 exons.
UGUCACGUGAUCGGUCACAUGCCAAUGUUUGCUCAAAAUGGCGGAGGGGGUGUUAGGCGGAAGUGACGGAUUUACAAAUACAAUCUCGUCAAUCUCAUGCGAAACUCCGCCAGCCCUCUCCAGCUCCUCAUGGUUAGACAGUUUUACGGGGGACAGAAGUAGGGUCGUUCUGCCAUACACUGGCGACCUAUCAGACGACGACUUGUUAGAUUCAGGUCAGACCGACCCCAAUCUGACACCUGGUCUUUCACCGACAGCAGAUUACAGAUCUAUGAAAAAUGUCAACAUGCCAGGCUCCGAUCAGCACAGGAGAGCGAACUGUUCGAUUAGCGUGGAAACUCCAGUGUUGGAAGGCAGCAACGGACGGCCAGUUGGAAUCCUGCCAGAUGUGCAGGUGGUCGGCAAACAAGAACACGGUAGUUUAUCUCAAACCGCAGCACUGGUGACUGGCGCUUCUGCAUUCGCUGUCAACGGAAAUAGACUCGGCCAAACGGCUGUCAGUGAGCAUGAGGUGCCUGUGAGCCACAAUCCUCAUCCCCAACAUCGGAAUACACACUGUCACAUGGGACCUGCGGGAAGCAGUGAUAAGUUGGCCCGGAAUCAACUGAUCACCGUUGUGGUACUAUGUCUCUUGUUUAUGGCAGGAGAGGCCAUAGGUGGCGCCCUCUCCAACAGCCUUGCCCUCUUCACCGAUGUCCUUCACCUUGGCAGCGACCUUAUCAGCUUCAUCAUCAGCCUGCUGGCCAUCUACCUGUCCACCAAACCGGCCUCCAAGAAGAUGUCCUUUGGCUACCAUCGAGCUGAGGUGUUGGGAGCUCUCUUCAGUGUGUUUAUCAUCUGGCUGGUGUCAGGAGUUUUGUGCUACAUGGCUGUUGAGAGAAUCAUGCAUGAACACUAUAAGGAUGUGAAAGCAGAUGAAAUGCUGAUAACUGCCACCAUUGGAGUUGUCUUCAAUCUCAUAAUGGGUUUUGUGCUCCAUUCAGAGAGAUGUUGCAAGUUCGGCUCAGCUCACCGCAGUUUCGGGCACAAUCAUUCCCAUGGGUCAGGUCACAGUCAUAAGACCCACCGGAACCGCAGCGAGUACCAACCUCUGCAUCAAGUUCUGGAUGAUACCACAGAGCUGGAUGAACAUGAAGAUAUCCAAGAGUUUCAUGAACUUAAUCAUCGACAUAAAAACAUUAAUGUGCGUGCUGCUUUUAUUCAUGUUGUAGGAGAUAUUAUUCAAAGCCUUGGAGUAUUUGUUGCUGCUCUUAUUAUAAAAUUUACGUCAGAUGACCGGUUCCGUCUGGCCGAUCCCAUCUGUACGUUCCUGUUUUCUCUGUUGGUUCUGAUCACCACGAUAGCUGUGCUGCGUGACACGCUGCUGGUUAUGAUGGAAGGGGUUCCAAGAGACAUCAAUUAUGACAGUCUGAAGCAGGAACUGUGUUCAGUUGAGGGUGUUGAGAUGGUCCACAGCCUUCAUGUGUGGUCCCUCACCAUAGACAAGAAUGCACUGUCUGUCCAUCUAGCAGUCGGUGAGUCUACAGACCACACCGACGUGCUGUCUACAGCCACCAGUAAGAUGCAGCGAAAUCACAACAUCAGUCACGUGACCAUUCAGGUGGAGCAGUACGACAGGGAGGUCAUGUCUUCCUGUGAACAGUGCCAGGAGCCCAAGAAAUAGGGGUCUUUCUUCUAGACAAAGUAGUAAUCAGAGAUCUUUAUAUUUCUAUCAUGGUACUGAAGGGAACCUAUGUUUGACAUCGAUAUGCUUUCAGUAACAGUCAUCUUAGUAGUGAUUGCUUGACUAGGUGUACGCAAUAUCAUUUGAGACCUGGAAGCUCCUGCAACGCAUUUACAUGGGAAACCUGUGCAACAAACUCUGUAAUACUGCAACACAUUUACAUGGGAAACCUGUGCAACAAACUCUGUAAUACUGCAACACAUUUACAUGGGAAAUCUGUGCAACAAUCUCUUUAAUACUGCAACACAUUUACAUGGGAAACCUGUGCAACAAACUCUUUAAUACUGCAACACAUUUACAUGGGAAACCUGUGCGACAAACUCUGUAAUAC